GGCCAUGGUAGUGGGAGUGCCGAAUCUUAACAACUAGACCCCCAGUGGUGGCUUAGACUGGGCCCUAAAUUCAUUGACUGGUGUCCUUAUAAGAAGAGGAAAGGACACGGAGACACACACAGAGAGAAAGGCCAUGUGAAAAAGGCUAUGUAGACACAAGAGAGAAGGCCACAUCAAGACAGAAUCAGACAUUGGAACGAUGCAGCUACAAGUCACAGAGGGCCAAGGAUUGCCAAGAGCCCCCCAGAAGCUAGAAGAGGCAAGGAAGGAUUCUUUCCUACAGUCUCUGGAAGGAGUAUGGCCCUGCUGCCACCCUGACUUCAGAUUUCUAGUUUCCGGGAUUGUGGGAGAAGAGAUUUGUGUUAUUUUAAGCCACCACGUUUGUGGUACAAUUUGUUACAGCAGCCUUAGGAAACAAACACAGCCCCCACUUGGAAGCCGGAUCCCCUCAGCCUCCAUAUGAAUUCCAAAGCCCCCAAGAAAGAAGAGUUGGCUUGCUGAGGUCACGCAUCUGCCUCAUGGGACCCACAAGCACCUGUGGCUGGGAGAGGGCAGGGGUACAGACGUAGGUUUCAGAGCCACCUCAUUCCAGCACUCUUGGUGUCAUCACUUUACCCAAAGGGUGUGGAUUCACACCUCAAAGUCAGCGUGGAGGGAGGUCCCUCCAGGUGUGCCUCAGUGUGCCGUGCCUUCCACACACCUAUAUCUACUUGGGUAAAGACACAGAAGACUCUGGUUACCUGUGUGGAUGAGAGGAAGCCAGGAAGAAGUGCCACUCUGUUGGAUGACAGAAUCAGGAUUCAAAAGGCUCUUUGCAGGUUAGCAAGUCCACAAGGUGUUAAUUGAAGAUGACUGUACAGGCCAGCUCUUGCGUUCCAGGAGUCAGCUUCAUGAGGGAAAUGUGGAGGAAGCCUGACUUAACAGCAGCUCCUUGGGAGAAAGACCUAAAGGUUUUCUUUGACCAGACGCUAACAAUGAGCCAGUAGUGCGGUCUAACUGGCUGAGAGUUGCACAAAGAGAAGCAGAGCGUCCUUGGUUGGGCUGGAGAGGUGAUGCGUGUUUGGGGCUCGAUGCACCCAAUACCUAAGAGAGACAGAGAUAACAUUGACCCUAACGGGGAACCAGAGGGAUGGCCCGGCCACUGCGUUGCGGAGGGUUAGAGAUCGGGGAGGGGUUCAGAUGCCCGGGGAGGGAUCAGCAGAGUCAGCUGUGGCGGGCACCUCCAGACAAUGACGGUGAAAAGGAGGCAGAGCUAGCCAACAGGGGACGGUCUGGGGCCUAUUCCAAGGAGGUGGCUGGGGAGGUGUUGCAGGCGCGCCCCAAAACACGGUCAUCUCAGCUCCAGAGCCCUGGACCGCGGUCCCCGGGCGCACACCGGCUUUUAAGACCACUGUGUGUCCUGCGGUGGGCAGCUCUUGGAGAGCCCCGCGCCCCGGCCUGCUCCAGCGGUCUGUCUCUGCCUUUCGCCCGGUGCAUGCGGGUGACGGCGGUGGGUGGGUGUGUUUUGGGGCCUCCCACAGCGCGACGGCCUGCGCCCCUGCCACUUCGGGGCUGCUCCCUUCUUAACCUCUUGCUUGCAGGCGGCCCCUCGGGCGUCAGCUCAGAGCUGGGGCGGGGGGCUGGCGGCGGAGAGGGGGCUGGCGGAGGAGAGCGACGCGGCCCCAAGUUUAUGCUAAUCCGCGCAGAGCCCGCCUCCCGCCUCCCCUCCGCGGCCCCAGCCGCGAGCAGCGCCGGCCACUCCGCGGGACGCAGCCGCUGCGAAGCGCCAGGCGGCCGGGCCAGCGAGCUCCGGGGGCCGCAACUGGCGGCGGGACCCGGGCGGGCGAGCGGCGGGCGGACACCCGGCGGGGGUUCCCGCGCGGGGCCAGGUGGAGACCCGGGGCCGCGAUGGGCCGCCGCCGCCUGCCGGUCUGGCUGUGCGCCGUCGCGGCGCUGCUCUCGGGGGCGCAGGCCAAGGGCACUCCGCUUCUCGCGCGGCCCGCGCCGCCCGGUGCCUCCCGCUACAGCCUCUACACGACGGGAUGGCGCCCGCGGCUGCGCCCAGGGCCGCACAAGGCCCUCUGUGCCUACGUGGUGCACAGGAAUGUGACCUGUGUCCUACAGGAGGGAGCAGAGAGCUACAUAAAGGCUGAGUACCGGCAGUGUGGAUGGGGGCCCAAGUGCCCCGGGACAGUCACGUACCGUGCAGUACUCAGACCCAAAUACAAGGUUGGCUACAAGACAGUGACGGACCUCGCCUGGCGUUGCUGCCCCGGCCUCGCUGGAGAAGGCUGCCCCGAGCACCUCACGGACCACGAGACCACCCCACCCCAGCCAGAGCCUGAGCCCCAGAUUCCCUCUGGGCAUCUGGGCCCAGGUCCCAGGCCCCCUCCUUCUAGCAGAGCAGCCCCCAGCCCCCACGGAAGGAAAGGCCCCGGGCUGUUUGGGGAGCGGCUGGAACGCCUGGAGGGUGAUGUCCAGCGCCUGGCACAAGCGUAUGGUACCCUCAGCGGCCUGGUGGCCAGCCAUGAAGACCGCAACAGGAUGACUGGUAACCCCAGGGCUCCUGCUGUCCCUGUGGGCUUUGGGGUCAUCCCCGAGGGGUUUGUGAACCCUAGAGACAGAGCUGGACGGCCACUCACACCUCCCCUGGACGAGAUCUUGAGCAAGGUGACGGAGGUGAGCAACACGCUCCGGACCAAGGUGCAGCUGCUGGACGAGGUGCACGGGCUGGCCCUUGGCCACGAGGCUCACCUGCAGCGGCUGCGGGAGGCCCCCCCAUCUCCACUCACCUCCCUGGCACUGCUGGACGAAUACGUGGACCGACGGCUGCACCGACUCUGGGGGAGCCUGCUGGACGGCUUCGAGCAGAAGCUACAAGGUGUUCAGAGUGCGUGCGACCUGCGGGUACAGGAGGUCCGGCAGCAGUGCGAGGAGGGCCAGGCGGCCAGCCGGAGGCUGCACCAGAGCCUGGAUGGCAGGGAGCUGGCUCUGCGCCAGGAACUCUCCCAGCUGGGUACCCGGCUCCAGGGUCUGAGUGUGGCUGGCGGGGGCAGCUGCUGCAGCCAGCUGGCCUUGAUCAGUGCCCGUGUGGACAACCUUGAGAGGAACCUGCAGGCAAUCACAGAGACCCAAAGGGGCCAUGGCCCCCCCACCAGGGAUGAGCUCACGCGGCUCUCUGCUGCCAUGCUCGAGGGGGGUGUGGGUGGGCUGCUUGAGGGCCUGGAGACCCUCAAUGGGUCGGAGAGUGGAGUGAGGGGCUGCUGUCUUGGAAUGGAGGAGCGGGGAUGGGGUGUGCGUGGCUUCAGGACCAUGCUGGAAGAGCGUGUGCAGAGCCUGGAGGAGCGCCUGAUGACACUGGCUGGGGAGCUAAGCCAUGACAGCACCCCACCAGGCAGGUCGGCACGACCCCUGGUGCAGACAGAGCUGGCCGUACUGGAACAACGGCUGGUUUCCCUGGAGACCUCGUGCACCCCCAGCACCACCUCAGCCAUCCUGGACAACCUCGUGGCAGAGGUGAAGGCCUGGCAGAGCCGGAGCGAGGCCCUCCUACGCCAGGUAGCCAGCCACACAGCCCUGCUCCAGCAGCUCAAUGGCACUGUGGCCGAGGUCCAGGGGCAGCUGGCAGAAGCAACAGGCAGCUCACUCCAAGGUGAGAUCACCCUGCUUAAGGUCAAUCUGAAUUCUGUGAGCAAGUCACUCACAGGCCUCAGUGACUCUGUCAGUCAGUACUCUGAUGCUUUCAUGGCUGCCAACACAUCUCUGGACGAGCGGGAACGCAAGGUGGAGGCCGAGGUCCACGCCAUCCAGGAGCAGGUCAGCAGCCAAGGCUCACGGCUUCGGGCUGGCCACAGGCAGGUCCUGAGCCUGAGGGGGGAGCUGGAACAACUCAAGGCCGGUGUGGCCCAUGUGGCCGGUGGGCUAAGCCGCUGCCAGGACACAGCCCAGGAACUCCAGCAUGCAGUGGGCCACUUCAACCAGAGGGUGGCCCAAGUGGAGAGUGUGUGUGGGAAGCUGAGCCUGCUGGUUGUAGGCUUGGACAGCUUGCCCACUGAGUCACUUAGGCCCAAGGAGGGCCUGUGGGGCCAUGUGGACCAGCUGAAUCGUACGCUGGCCCAGCACGCACAGGACAUCGCCCGCCUCCGAGAUGACCUACUGGACUGCCAGGCCCAGCUAGCUGAGCAGGCACGGCCAGGGCAGGCUGACUAGGCUGGCUGGACAGGACCCAACCCCCAGAUCCCACCAACCCUGGGGACAUCACCCCAGAGCCCAGAUGAUGCCUCCAAGCCUCCCCUGGCCAGCAUGGAUGCCACUUCAGAGGCCCUUGAAGGAAUAGUCUUGGUUCAGCUCCAUGUGACUGUCCCAGGCACCAAUAUCCAUGCUCAGUGCUGCACCAACUGGACAAUUCAGGAAAGCACUCAGGGCAAGUACAUCAUGUCUGAGGGCCAGGGUGGACCUAAGAAACCUCAAUCCAGUCUGCAAAUUGCUCUUCUGCAGAUACACCAGAGUUGGCACCUGUGCAAAGACCUACAGGUCCAUUCUUAGCCCGUGGUCUGCCCGCAGCUCCCUUCGCCUGCAGGCAAUAGCCUCUGGCCUGGGGAGGCUUUUGGUCCCGUUGUCCCCGACUUCUCUCCCCAGCCAUCUGGGCUCAGUCUCUGCAGGAAGGUGCUGCCCUCUGGCACUGUCCUCACACCUGGCAGCUUCAUGGAUACUGUUUCUGAACCAAGGACCAGAGGUGUCCAUUGCCCCACAGGUCCUUCAGGACAGACAGAAACACAAGGUCUCAGCUCAGAGUGCUCUUUAUUCCUUUUGAUCCUCCCCUUGGGUGAGGGCUUAGGCAGCUUUAGAACCCAGAAGAAAGGAUGGGGUCCAGGCCAUCUGUUUGGAGACCCUGCCCCAGUUUAUGCUUUUCCUUCCCUCCCCAAAGAUGUUGUCAGGGCACUGUACUCCCCACACAGUCCUCUUCUUUCCAUUUGGGGGUAACUCCACCCCCACAGGUUAGGGCCUCUCUCCAGAGAGCAGUCAUCGUGUAUGUCAUGGCCUGAAUGAGGCCAGACCCUGGGCAGGAGGCCACAGCUGGAGAGAAAGGGCUCCAGGCUGAGUUUCCAACAUCCUUGUAAAACCCCAGUCCCGCCUGGAUGUUCAUGAAGUGGUGAGAAAUUCAGGUAUGACGCCACCAAGGGGCAACCUGAAAGGACAAGUGUUCAUCCAGCCCAUGCAGUUCCCAGAAACCCUGAUGUCAUCUCUGCUGAGGCUCUUGGCCUCAGUUUCCCCACAGCAGCACAGGCCCUCCUGUGCUCUUUGCAGGUCCCUGUAACCCUGCCUUCUGGUUUCUCGACGUGUAGUGUUCUGCCCUCCACCGUUGUGCUGUUGGGGGAGGGCAGGCCUGGAUUAAAGCUUUUAGCCGGU
Molecule: messenger RNA, 5388 nt
Organism: Equus caballus (horse)
Lineage: Eukaryota; Metazoa; Chordata; Mammalia; Perissodactyla; Equidae
Gene: EMILIN3
Product: elastin microfibril interfacer 3
Cellular component (GO): extracellular matrix
Molecular function (GO): protein binding
Source: RefSeq, a predicted model, not a curated record